This is a messenger RNA of Fonticula alba, 1550 nucleotides long. RefSeq lists its product as hypothetical. The record is from RefSeq and is a predicted model, not a curated record. Gene Ontology annotation, biological process: protein folding; response to endoplasmic reticulum stress. NCBI's taxonomy places the organism in Eukaryota, Rotosphaerida, Fonticulaceae. Gene Ontology annotation, molecular function: protein disulfide isomerase activity. The transcript has 2 exons. Bases 30 to 1550 code for a protein of 506 amino acids. Gene Ontology annotation, cellular component: endoplasmic reticulum.
CCAGUUCUCCCCCCACCGCACUGUUCAACAUGGCUCCCGCUACCCGCUCUGCCUUCGGCCUGGCCCUCAUGGCCCUCCUGGCCCUCACCGCCAUCGCCGCCGCCUCCGAUGUUGUCGACCUCAACAAGGACAACUUCGACUCCGUCGUCAACGCCGAGGGUGCCACCUCCAUGGUCGAGUUCUUCGCCCCCUGGUGCGGCCACUGCAAGCAGCUGGCUCCCAAGUACGAGGAGGCCGCCACCAAGCUCAAGGGCAUCGCCACCAUUGCCAAGGUCGACUGCACUGAGCAGACCGAGCUCUGCCAGAAGCACGGCAUCCGCGGCUACCCCACCCUCAAGGUCUUCCGCAACAAGGGCGACAGCGUCGUCGACUACUCCGGUGCCCGUGAGGUCGAUGCCCUGGUCUCUUUCAUGAAGAAGCAGGUCCUGCCCGCCGUCUCCACCUUCGAGAAGGCCGACGAGCUGACCAAGUUCAUCGAGGACGACCGCGUCGUUGUUGUCGGCUUCUUCGAGGAGGGCGACGCCAAGGCCGCCAACUUCAAGAACGUCGCCGAGAAGCUGCGCGAGAAGAUGUCCUUCGCUUCGACCACCUCGGCCGACCUGGCCAAGGCCCACGGCGUCACCGCCCCGGCUGUUGUCCUGUUCAAGAAGUUCGACGAGGGCAAGAACAUCCUCCAGGGCUCGGACUUCUCCGUGGACACCGUCCAGAAGUUCGUCUCCGACAACUCGGUGGCCCUCAUGGAGGACCUGAACCAGUCCAACUACCAGCACUUCGCCAGCUCCCCCCUGCCGAUGGCCGUCCUGUUCGUCACCACCGACGAGCACCGUGCCACCCUCGGCAAGGGCGUCGAGGCCAUCGCCAAGGAGCUCAAGGGCAAGAUGAACUUCGUCUACCUCGAUGCCACCAAGUAUGGCGCCUUCGCCGAGGCCCUGAACCUCAAGCAGGAGUUCCCGGCCUUCGCCAUCCAGGGCCAGAAGGGCGCCAAGUUCCCCCUGUCCCAGGAUGCGGCCAUCACCGCCGAGGCGAUUGGCAAGCUGGCCAAGGGCAUGCUCGAUGGCUCUGUCACUCCCACCCUCAAGUCCGAGCCCAUCCCCGAGAAGCAGGAGGGCCCGAUCACCGUUGUCGUCGGCAAGACCUACGACUCGAUCGUCAACGAGAAGGGCAAGGAUGUCCUUGUGCAGUUCUACGCCCCCUGGUGCGGCCACUGCAAGAACCUCAUCCCCAUCUACGAUGAGCUCGCCGGCGACCUGAAGUCCAACUCCAACAUCGUCAUUGCCAAGAUGGACGCCACCGCCAACGACCUGCCCCUGGAUGCCGGGUUCGAGAUCCACGGCUUCCCCACCAUCAAGCUGGUCACCGCCGACGGCAAGGUUGUGGACUUCAACGGUGAGCGCACCGUCGAGGGCUUCAAGAAAUUCAUCGAGGCCAACGGCACCGCCCCCAAGCCCGCCGCCGCCGCCGCCGCCGCCGAGGAGGAGAAGAAGGAGGAGAAGAAGGACGAGAAGAAGGACGAGGAGAAGAAGGACCACCACGCUCAUGGUGACCUGUAA